AGAGAGCUGUGAUCUCUCUAUCUUCUCCUGCAGCUAGAUUCCGGCAGCUAUAGCACUGACAUCCAUGGCGUCUUCAAAUUACAACCAUGAUCAGGUUAAAGCUGCAGGUCUCUUCGAGAGGUUUUGGGGGAAGAUAGUCAGGUUUGGCUUGAUGUUGAAGAAACUAGGGCAGGAUGAUCCGAGAAGAAUCGUUCAUUCAUUCAAAGUGGCUCUUGCUCUUACAUUGGUGUCCGUGUUAUUCUACUUUGAACCACUCUUUGAGGGUUUUGGUAUUGCUGCUAUGUGGGCAAUUCUUUCUGUUGUGGUCGUUUUCGAAUUUUCUGUUGGUGCAACAUUAGGACGAGGUUUCAAUAGAAUGUUGGCAACUAUAGUAGCUGCUGCUCUUGGUAUUGGAGCUCACAGAUUAGCCACUCUCUCUGGAAAUCAAGGAGAGCCUGUACUAAUUGCUCUCUUUGUCUUCGUAGAAGCUGGAAUAGUGACAUUCUUCAGAUUCAUUCCCCAAAUGAAGGCAAGAUACAAUUAUGGGCUGCUGAUAUUCAACUUGACAUUCUGCCUAGUAUCGGUGUCUGGCUAUCGCGACGAUGAGGUUAUACGAAUGGCAUUCGAGAGGGUAGGUACCAUCAUCAUCGGAAGCUGUAUUGCUGUAGCUGUUUGUGUUUUAAUUCGUCCAGUAUGGAUUGGAGUGGAACUUCACAAUCAGAUCGCUACCAACAUGGAAAAGCUUGCCAAUUUCUUAGAAGGAUUUGGAGAUGAAUACUUCAAAUUGAAUGAGAAUGGGCAGACCAGAGACCAGUCAUUGAGUCUUCAAGGAUACAAAAGUGUUCUAACUUCAAAAGGCAGUGAAGACACUAUGGCUAAUUUGGCAAGAUGGGAACCACGCCAUGGGUGGUUUAGUUUUCGUCAUCCAUGGAAUCAAUACUUGAAAGUUGGAAACCUAACUCGCCAUUGUGCAAUCAAAAUUGAAGCUCUCAACAGCUACCUUACCUCUGAAACCCAAGCACCCCCAGAAGUUAAGAGCAUAAUACAAGGGCCAAGCAUGAUUAUAAGCUCAGAGUGCGGAAAAGCAUUGAAGGAGUUAGCAACCUCAAUGAAGAAGAUGAUCAAAUCAUCCUCAUACGAGCCUCACAUUGCAAACUCAAAAGAAGCCGCGGAAGAACUCAAGGUUGUUAUAAGGUCAAGCUUGUGUAAGCAUUCAGCUGAUUCCCUACAUAUUAUACAAGAAGGUGCAGUGGCUUCAUUACUCUUUCAAAUUAUCACAUGUACAGAGGAUAUUGCUGAAGCUGCGCAUAAACUAGCAUCGCAAGCACAUUUCAAGGAUGUGAAGCCUAGAGUAACACCAGACCAGGAAAAUUCUGUGAAUGAUGGGCCACACCAUGUUAUUACGAUUGCGGACACAGCGACCUGAUCUAGCUAACACGAAACUCUGGCAAUUAGUCGAAGAGUAAUAGUGUA
Argentina anserina (silverweed cinquefoil) is the source of this 1452-nucleotide messenger RNA. RefSeq names its product aluminum-activated malate transporter 2-like. The coding region runs from base 65 to 1405 and encodes 446 amino acids. The transcript has 6 exons. NCBI's taxonomy places the organism in Eukaryota, Viridiplantae, Streptophyta, Magnoliopsida, Rosales, Rosaceae. The record is from RefSeq and is a predicted model, not a curated record. Gene Ontology annotation, cellular component: plant-type vacuole membrane. Gene Ontology annotation, biological process: malate transport.